AUGGCCCAGCGGUUCCGCGGCGGCGGCGGCGUCGCCGGCGCGCUCGGCGGCCUGCCGCCCGGCGCCGGGCGGAACCCGCCCGUGGACCCCGCGGCGGCCUUCGCGGCCUACAACCAGCGCGGCGGCCUGCCCGCCGUGCCCGGCGCGGCGCCGCGCGCGGCGAACCCGCCGCCGCGGCCGCCGGCGGAGGACGCGCGCAAGCAGGCGCCGGCGCCGCGCGAGGGCGGCGCGGCGCCGGAGGACGACGACCUCGCGCUCGUCCCGCGGCGGCCCGCGCGGGGCCUCGACGUCGGCCCCGAGUACGACCCGGGCCCGAUCGUGAACCGCGCGGCCGACGUGCUCGUGUCCGUGCGGCGCGCGGAGCUCGAGCUCGCCGUCCAGCGGCGCACGCUCGUGGAGCUGCGCGAGGAGAUCGCGGCGCUGCGCGAGGCGCGCGACCGCGACGCGCGGAACGAGGCGCCCGCCGCGGCCGCGGUCUACAAGGUCGCCGCGCGCCUGUCCACGGACGAGCGGCGCCUCGAGGAGUUCGCCAACGUCUUCAAGGCCAUGGCGGACCGCAUCAAGGUCCUCGAGCGCCAGUCCGAGGGCUAUUUGGAGGUAGGCCAGCGGCGGCUCAACGCGCUCGAGGCGCGCCUCGGCGGCGUCGGCGACGUGGGCCAGCUCGCCGUGGCCGCGAAGCGGACGGCGGAGGAGGCGGCGAACAACUCCGUCGCCAUCGAGCUCCAGGAGAACCAUUUGGACGGCGUCAAGGCGGACGUCGCGCGCGUCGGCCAGGGCGUCGAGUCGUCGAAGAAGCUCGCGGAGCGCGUCCGCGACGAGGGCGCCAAGGUCGCGGACAACCUGCGGACGAGCCUGAGCGGCGCCGAGGCCCAGGCGCGCGCCGCGCUGACCGACGAGUCGUCCGCGCGGCGCGACGCGGUUGCAAGGGCCGAGGAGAACGCCGUCGCGAACGUCCGCGAGCUCGAGCGCCGCGAGCACGAGCGGUUCCUCGACGUGCAGACGACCAUCGACGGCGUCGACGCCCGGGUCGUCCAGGAGGUGUCGGACCGCGAGAAGGCCGUCGGGGAGGUCGCGACGGACGUCGUCCGGCGGUGGGACGCGAUCCACGAGGUGAGGGUCCAGGACCAGCAGGCGCGCCAGGCCGAGGGCGAGGCGCUGCGCACGGCCAUCGCCCUCGCCCACCGCCAGACGAACCGCGCCGUCGACGAUCUGGGCGACGAGGUCCGGGCCGCGAAGCGCGCCUUCGAGGACCGCGCGAAGACCGUCGAAAAGGCGGAGAGGGAGCGCAUCGACGCGUACCAGAAGGUGGCGACGAAGCGCUUCGACGAGCUCGAGCGCGUGUUGAGCGCGGAGAUCGCCGCGCGGCGCGACGGCGCGAGCAAGCUCGCCGCGCGCCAGGUCGCGGUGGAAGACGCGGCGCGCGACGACCUGCUCAAGUCGUGCUCGAAGCUCGGCGCGAGGAUCGAGGACGUCGACCACCGCGUCGGCGACGGCCUCCGGGCCAUGCAGGAGUCGGCGCUGACCACGGCCAAGGCCGUCGCCCAGUGUCGGGUGGAGCUCUCCGCCGCGGACGCGGCGCGCGGCGACCACGUCCGCGCCGCCGCGGACGCCGUCGCGGCGUCGCAGGACGCGAAGCGGGCCGCCGCCGUCGCCGCGGCGGACCUGCGGACGCUCGCGCUGGAGCACCGCGUGCGAGCCCUCGAGCGGGACGCCCUCCCGAAGCUCCGGGACGACUGCGACGCGGCCGUCGCGAACUGCCGGAAGGACGCGGAGGCGUGGUACCGCGGCGCGCGCGCGGCCGCCGCGGCGGCGUCGCGCCAGCUCGCCGACGACCUCGACGCCGCCGCGCGCACCGCGGCGGACGCGACGGCGACAGCGGACGCGAAGCACGACGCCUCGGCCGCGGCGCUCCGCGCGGCCGUCACGGUCGCGGCCGACGAGUCCCGGACCGCGCUCGAGGCCGCGCUCGCCGCCGAGGCGGGCCGCUUCCAGGCGAGCGUCGACGCCGCCGUCGCCGCGGCCCGCGCGCGGUCGUCGGCGCUCGCCGCGGCGACGCGCGGGGGGCUCGCGGACGCGGCCGCGGCGGUCGCCGCGCUCGACGCGCGCGAGCGCCGCGAGGCCGCGGCCGUGCGCGACCUCUUGGCCAAGAACGCGGCGUCCUGCGCGAGCGUCUGCGAGGGCCUCGUCGCCCGCGAGGCCGACGCGCGCGCGUCGGGCAUCGCCGUCGCCGGGGCCGCGCUCGCGGCCGCCGCGGACACUCGCGGCGCGGCCGCGCGCGCGGUCGCCGACGCGCGCCACGACGGCGUGCUCCGGGCCCUCGACGACGCGCGGGGCGAGGCGGCCCAGGCGACGGCCGCCGAGGGCCGCGCCGCGCGGUCCGCCGCGCGCGCGAUGGUCGAGGCCGAAGCGCGCGACCGGAAAACCGCGGACGCGGACGACGCCGAGGCCGCCCGCGCGCUCGUCGCCGCGACGGCGAAGCGGCUCGAGGCCCACACGGAGAGCCGCCACAGCGACGCGAAGACGCUCGCGCGCGCGCUCGUCGAAGACGAGGCCGCCGCGCGCGUGCGCGUGGCCGCGGACCUGCGCCUGGAAGCCGAGGAGCGCCGCCGGUCCAGGGAGCGCGAGGCCGCGGCGCGCGACGCCGCGGCCUACCUGCUGCACCGCGUCGCCGACGAGGCCCAGGGCGCCAAGAACGCCGCGCUGGCGAGGGAGAUCGACGCGACGGAGGACCGGUCCCGGCGGCGCUUCGAGGCCAACGGCCGGCGCCUCCGGGCCGAGGCCGCGGACCGCGCGGCGGCCGACGACGCCCUCGACCGCCGGGACCACGCGCGCGCGGCGCUCGGCGCCGCGCUCGACCGCGUCGCCGACGGCGACGCGGCCGCGCGCCGCGCGCAGCUCGGCCGCGACGUCGACGCGUGCUCGCGGCGCUCCAUGUCGCGGGACCAGGGCCUCGCGGCCGCGCUCGCCAUCGAGAAGCGCGACCGCGAAGUCUCCGACGAGACCAUCCAGCGCGAGCGCCUCGUGUCGCGCGCCGUGCGGUCGACGGUGAACCACGUCGCCGACGACGACCUCCAGCGCUGGAAGGACGACGAGGCGGACCGGCGGCUGCGCGCGGACGACGCGGGCGAAGCGGCGGCGCGCGCCUGGCGCGACAAGCAGGAGAAGGCGGCCGACGCCGACGCGACGGCGGCCUUUGCGUGGCGGACCAACGAGGAGAACUGGCGCCGCCGCUCCGACGACGCGGGCGAGGCCGCGGCCCGGGCCUGGCGCGACAAGCAGGAGCGCGCGGCGGACGCGGAGGCGACGGCGACGUCCGCGUGGCGGACCAACGAGACGGACCUCCGGGACCGCGCCGCGGCCGCGGAGGCCGCGGCGACGCUCGCCUGGCGCACGAACGAGGAGAACUGGCGCCGGCGCUCCGACGACGCAGGCGAGGCCGCGGCGCGCGCCUGGCGCGACGCGCGGGAGCGCGCGGCGGACGCGGAGGCGACAGCGACGGCCGCCUGGCGGAGCAACGAGACGGACAAGCGGGACCGCGCCGCCGACGCGGCCGCGACGGCCGCGGCGGCCUGGCGAGCGAACGAGGAAAGCUGGCGGCAGGCCGGCGACGACGCCGGGGAAGCGGCGGCCCAGGCCUGGCGCGACGCGCAGGCGCGCGCGACGGACGCGGAGGCGACGGCGAGCGCCGCGUGGCGCGAGAACGAGACGGACGCGCGGGGCCGCGCCGAGGCCGCGAUCCACCGGCGGAUCGACGACGAGGAGGAGACGCGGAUCCACGGCGACGCGGCCCUCGGCGAGCGCAUCGACGACGAGGAGGAGGAGCGCAUCGGCGCCGACGCGGCGGCGCGCGCGGCGUCCGAGGAGGCCUUCGCCGACGCGCGAGCGCGCGCGGAGAGCGCCGCGGCGCUCGACCGCGCCGCGGACCGCGUCGCCGACGAGGCCCGGGCCGCGACGCUGCGAACCGUCUGCGACGCCAUCGCCACGGACAUCGCCGCGGAGAACGACCGGGCCCGCGCCGCCGAGGCGGCGCUCGCGUCGGAGGCGCGGUCGCAAAGGGCGGACGCGGCCGCGGACCGCGGCGCCGCGGCCGCCGCGGUCGCGGGCUCGCGCGCGCGCGCCGCGGCGUCGGACGCGGCCCUCGCGAGCGAGGCCGCGGAGCUCCAGCGUCGGCGGACGGACGACCAAGCCGCCCUGGCGGAGGCGGUGUCGACCCUCGAGGACGAGCUCGAGGACGCGGACCUGCGGCUGGCGGCGACGGCCGCGGCGGCCGACGCGGCGACGCGCGACGCGCUCUUCGCGACGGACGCCCGCCUGGGCGAUUCCCUCGACGAGCGCGCGUCGGCGCUCGCCGGGCGCGUCGACGACGAGGUGCGGGACCGCGUCGCGGCGCUCGCGGCGCACGCGGAGAAGACCGACGAGACGACGUCCGCCUUGGGCGUCGACGUCGCCGAGGCGCGGACGGCCGCGGCGGCGCUCACGUCCGACGUCGAGGUCAAGUUGCUGGCGCGGACGUCGGAGCUCGAGGCGAAGCUCGAGGAGGACCUCGCGAGCCGCGGGUCGUCGCUCGAGGCGCGCGCGGCCGAGCUCGAGGAGAAGCUCGCCGAGGAGGCGACGAGCCGCGGCGCGGACUUCCAGCGGGUCACGGAGGACCUCGAGGCCAAGGCGGCGGCGCUCACCGACGCCGUCGCCGCCGAGGCCGCCGCGCGCGACUCCGCGCUCGUCGCCGCCAAGGACGCGGAGCAGCAGCGGUUCUACGAGACGACCCAGGAGAACGAGGAGAAGCGCGACGCCCUCAAGGCCGAGCUCACCGAGGCGCUCGCCGCGGAAUCGGCCGCGCGGACCGAGGCGCUGGCCUCCGAGACGGCCGCGCGGGCCGAGGCGCUCGCCUCCGAGACGGCCGCGCGGGCCGAGCUCUCGAAGGAGGUCGGCCUCCUGGACGCGACGCUCGAGGAGCGGUGCAGCGGCCUGGACCACAAGAUCGACGAGGAGAUCCGCGCCGCGGGCGCGUCGUCGACGGACGCGCUCCAGGUGCUCAAGGACGAGAUCGCGACGACCGAGGAGGUCAAGCGCGCGGAGCUCUCCGCGAAGCUCUCGGAGGAUUUGGACGGCAAAUUUGGCGCGCUCGAGUCCAAGGUCGAGGACGCCGACGCCAAGGCCAAGGCGCUCGAGACCAAGCUGGCCGACGUGGAGCACAAGCUCGCGGACGAGGCGUCGAGCCGCGCCGCGGCCGUCGACGGCUGCAAGGCCGCCGCGGAGGCCAAGGUCGCGGCGCUCAAGUCGGAGCUCACCGACGACGUCUCGAAGCGCGUCGGCGACGUGAAGGCGUCCCUCGAGGCCGAGAUCCGCGACGCCAGGGAGAAGGCGGACAAGGCGGAGAAGAGCGCGGACAAGGCGGGGAAGGAGGCCGCGAAGGCGUCGACGUUCGAGGAGCCGCCCUCGCAAGCGCCCGACGCCCCGCCGCCAUCCAUCCUCAACGCCGCGCCUCCCACGAUGCCGCCGCCGCCGCUCGUGGCAAACGCCGGGCCGCCGCCGCCGCUCGUGGCGAACGCCGGGCCGCCGCCGCCGCUCGUGGCAAACUCCGGCCCGCCGCCGCCGCCGCGCGCCGUCGCGGCGCCGGCGGACGGCGACGACUCGGACACGGAGGUCAUCUACGUCGCCAUCGACCUGCCCAAGGGGUCGAAGGUGCCGGCGGACUUCAGCAUCCAGCACCUCAAGAACUUGUCGUCGUCGCGGCCGACGCUCGAGCUCGCCGGGCGGUCGCACGCGGGCAAGUACGAGAUGCCCCUCGGCACGCACUACUUCUUCACGGAGAAGGAGCUCACGACGGCCCAGGAGGUCGGCGCGAAGCGGCGGCGCGAGGAGGCCGCGGCCGCGGGCGAGACCGCGGUCGCGGACGAGGACCAGCCCGAGUACGAGUACACGGGCCGCAUCGACCGCAUCCUCACCUUCGACUGA
This is a messenger RNA of Aureococcus anophagefferens, 5955 nucleotides long. RefSeq lists its product as hypothetical. The coding region runs from base 1 to 5955 and encodes 1984 amino acids. The transcript has 2 exons. NCBI's taxonomy places the organism in Eukaryota, Pelagophyceae, Pelagomonadales, Pelagomonadaceae. The record is from RefSeq and is a predicted model, not a curated record.